This is a messenger RNA of Dujonia railenensis, 2175 nucleotides long. The record is from the annotation of a GenBank genome assembly. Lineage: Eukaryota; Fungi; Ascomycota; Pichiomycetes; Serinales; Debaryomycetaceae.
AUGUCAAAGCGUCUUUCAUCUAGUGAGGAAGUACUCGACAAGUCUGCUAGUAAACGAAUCCACCUUUCAAACGGUGAUGAUUCAUCUUCAAAGGCAAAUGGCGGUGCUGCCCCUAUACUUCAUAGUGUUCCAAAAUCAAUUUUACCGAUACUUCACCAACCAUACCAAUUAUCAGAUUUUUUUACCGAUGUUGAUAAUGACAUUAACGAUCCGAAGAUUCAUAAGCAAGUGAGUUCCAUUGUAAAGUACUUCCCUCCACCUGCUCCCAACUUCCUUUCUCCCGAUUUUAGUGCAUACCAGAAUGGGCUAAUGAUUCCAUUCAUAUACCCACCACCUCCCGCACAAAAAGACGCUCAAGACGAUUUGAAGGUUAUACCUCCGUUACCCUUUCCACCACCAAAUUACAUGCCAUAUCCAUUGGUUUCCGAAAACUCCACCUUGAAUCCUAAGGACGUUUUCAAGUCGUUUUUGGAUGCCCUGGCCAAAUUGCCCAGAAUUGACAUGGUGGUUGCCAGCGCUGCUGGCUCCUUGUAUGACAUGAAGGCACAGGCUGGAGAAGAAGGUUUUACGAUAAGUGACCAUGAAGAAGAGAAGGAAAAAUUGAGGUUGGAGAAGAUAAAGAGAGAAGAUCAGCUAUUGAGCGAACAAGAGAAGAGGGAACAAGCGGAUGAUUUCGAUGACAAUGACGACAAUGACGACGACGGUGAGGACGAUGAUCACUUGGUAUAUGAUGACGAAUACGAGGAGUACAAAGAAUUUGCAUCUAACGUUGAUAUAACUGACAUUUACGAUAAAAAUGAUAAAAGUGCAGAGAGAAAUAUAUUUGAAUUGAGGAAGCCGACACAGCCUGGGUUUGGUGAGAUCAAUUCAAAUAUUAGCAAUAUCAAAAAGAAGAAAAAAGAUAAAAACUCUAAAAGAAACUUGCAUAAGUAUAAUGAAUUCUCUCUCAGUCGCCAGUCAUCUGAAUCUGAAAAGCCGUUGAAAUUGCCACUAUCAUCGAACAAAUUAACCACAUCUACAUCUCCUUCGCAGCAAUCUGCAUCUUCUGGGAAGGACAAGGACAAGAGGAAUGCCUAUCUUAAAAACUUUAACGAUAUACAAGAAUUUGAGAAGUUGAAUGAAACUGAAAUAUAUGUUGCAUUGAAAAGAACACAGCUUGAAAGAUUGAAAAAGUUGAAUGAAUCGAAGAUUCUUUUCAACGGAAAAGAAGAGAUUCAAGACGAGGAAUUAAAUGACAUCAAAAUUGCACUUGAAGAGAGUAGAGAUAUUGACUUGGUUGGAAUGAAGCUACUUGAAAAUUAUGAAUUAUUAAAUAAUGCCUUAGUAUUUUAUCAAGAUUCUAACAAGUCUUAUAAGCACAUGAACUCUAUUAUGAUAAAUAAGUUGAUGAAAUUAAAGAACUUUUUCGAAUACCAGAGAGACAUGUUCAAGAAUCAGUUGAUGGAGGAAAAUUCUUCGAAUUUGUUUGAUAUCAAAACUAAAGACUCUGGCAAACUAUUCGCCGGAAUAUCUCAAAAGGAUAUAGCAACAUUUUUGAGAGAAGAAAUGAAGAAAGAGCAAUCUGAUGACGGUAGCAAUAAGAAGAGGGAUAUUGGGCUUUCACAAUACAAUAAAUUUACGCCAACAUCUAUUCUGUUGGUUCAUGAUUUUAUGCCGCUAAUUAAUCUGAAUGAGUUCAAUUUGAUCACUGGUGAGUUACCCAAUCAUAAGUACAAGGCACAGCAACAAGAUCAAACACAUCUCAAAAUGCAAGGUCCCACGGGUUCGUCAAAUAUUAAGCAUCAAAUAUUCAAGUCCUCAUUAUACGACCCAAUGACUUCGGGUUCAGACACCAAUGGAGGUGGCUCUGAUGUCAGCAAUGUAGCAGUUCCUAAGAGAAGAGGUAGAAGAGCAGCCAACUCUUCGUUGAAUGGAACUGGGAGUGGUGCAGGUUCAGCUGGUGGAAGCAAUACGGCUGCUAAUGGAGGAGGUGGUGCUGGUAAUUCUGGAACGCCAGGUGGAUCAUCACCUGGUGAUAAAUUCAUAGAUAGCAGUGAUAAGGGUAACUUAAAAUAUUCUGAAACUUUAUUAUUGGCAAGAAUUAUGAAGCACUAUGUUCCACCCCAGGGAGCCAGACAAGAUGAGUUGGUCAAUGAUUUGGAAAGUAUGGGAGUACAAAGUAAAUGGCCCGUGUGA